This is a messenger RNA of Ceratotherium simum simum (southern white rhinoceros), 2035 nucleotides long. It is a transcript of the gene CSNK1D, whose product is annotated as casein kinase 1 delta. The record is from RefSeq and is a predicted model, not a curated record. Lineage: Eukaryota; Metazoa; Chordata; Mammalia; Perissodactyla; Rhinocerotidae. Gene Ontology annotation, biological process: protein phosphorylation. Gene Ontology annotation, molecular function: protein kinase activity; ATP binding.
UGACGUCACAGCGCGAUGGCGGCGGCUCCUUUAGGCUGCUGAAGGGGGAGUUAGGCCCGGGAGAUCCGAGUCCAUCCGCGGCGGGGAGAGGGCAAGCGGCGUCGGAGGGGCCCGGAGCAGGGGCGGCGGCGCUCGGACUGUUCUCUCCGCCCCGUAUUGAGGCGCUGGGAGCGACGGGGCGGCCGGAAAGCGAUGGUGAAAGCGGGGCCGUGAGGGGGGCGGAGCCGGCAGCCAGACCCGCAGUAGCGGCAGCUGCGGCGCCGCCUCCCCGCGCUUAGACCCAGGAAGCGGCCGGGAGAGUAGGAGCGAGCCGGGGCCGCCGCCGCCAUGGAGCUCAGGGUCGGGAACAGGUACCGGUUGGGCCGCAAGAUCGGCAGCGGCUCCUUCGGAGACAUCUAUCUCGGUACGGACAUUGCUGCAGGAGAAGAAGUUGCCAUCAAGCUUGAAUGUGUCAAAACCAAACACCCUCAGCUCCACAUUGAGAGCAAAAUCUACAAAAUGAUGCAGGGAGGAGUGGGCAUCCCCACCAUCCGGUGGUGUGGGGCAGAGGGAGACUACAACGUCAUGGUGAUGGAGCUGUUGGGACCAAGCCUGGAAGACCUAUUCAACUUCUGCUCGAGGAAAUUCAGUCUCAAAACUGUCCUGCUACUUGCUGACCAAAUGAUUAGUCGUAUUGAAUACAUUCAUUCAAAGAACUUCAUCCACCGAGAUGUGAAGCCAGAUAACUUUCUUAUGGGACUGGGGAAGAAGGGCAACCUGGUCUACAUCAUAGACUUUGGGCUGGCCAAGAAGUACCGGGACGCGAGGACCCACCAGCACAUCCCCUACCGUGAGAACAAGAACCUCACAGGGACGGCGCGGUACGCCUCCAUCAACACACAUCUUGGCAUCGAACAAUCUCGAAGGGAUGACCUGGAGUCACUGGGUUAUGUGCUCAUGUACUUCAACCUGGGCUCUCUGCCCUGGCAGGGGCUGAAGGCUGCCACCAAGAGACAGAAGUACGAGAGGAUUAGUGAGAAGAAGAUGUCCACUCCCAUUGAAGUGUUAUGUAAAGGCUACCCGUCUGAAUUUGCCACGUACCUGAAUUUCUGCCGGUCGUUGCGUUUUGAUGAUAAACCUGACUACUCAUACCUGAGACAGCUCUUCAGGAACCUUUUCCAUCGCCAGGGUUUCUCCUAUGACUAUGUGUUCGACUGGAACAUGCUCAAGUUUGGUGCCAGCCGGGCAGCUGAUGAUGCUGAACGGGAACGUCGGGAACGAGAGGAGCGAUUGAGACACUCCAGAAAUCCAGCCACCCGCGGCCUCCCUUCUACGGCCUCAGGCCGCCUGAGGGGGACACAAGAAGUGGCUCCUCCCACUCCCCUCACCCCUACCUCACACACUGCUAACACCUCUCCUCGGCCUGUGUCCGGUAUGGAAAGAGAGCGGAAAGUGAGUAUGCGGCUGCACCGCGGAGCCCCUGUCAACAUCUCCUCGUCUGAUCUCACGGGCCGACAAGAUACCUCCCGCAUGUCCACCUCACAGAAUAGCAUUCCUUUCGAACACCACGGCAAGUAGCUGCACGUCUCCCCGUUGGAAGGCAGCACUGGAUUCCCGGUCGGGUGGCUCCCAGUGGUCUUCAGUCUGUCGUGCACCGAUGAGAAGGCUUCUUUCUGCUCUGAAGGGCACACACAAUGCAUGGCUGAUCUCCUCUGUUACAAUGGCUUUCUUAGUGACACGCCCCCGGUCUAGAACCGAAACGCUAACAUCAGGAGUUCUCCAGGCCACCCCUCAGCGACGCCGGGGUGGGGGACAAAAGACAAAUGCUGCCAUCACCAGGGACCACCCUCGAGCCCCCGCAGUGAGUGAAAAGCAGAGAGUGAGAGACAAUCACAGAGAGAAUCAAACUCCUGUCCAGGGGCCUUUCAGUUCUUCUCCAGUGGUGGUGCACCCUGCUCCCUGAUGAGUCUACUGUAACUACCCGUCUUCUACUUGGUUAAGACAGUUUUGUAUCAUUUUGCUAAAAAUUAUUAGCUUAAAUCUGUGUAAAGAAAUC